AUGGCAUCCCUCACAUUCCUCCUAUUCUUCCUCGCGAUACUCACAAACCACCGCGUGCUCUCGCAGCAAGCUGUCAGCAAAUGCUUCUACCCCAACGGCGACGAAGCCCCCGGCGACUUCCCGUGCAACCAAGACGCGAAUGGCGCGUCAGUCUGCUGCAAUGGCGAUAAAGGGUACACAUGCAUGACAAACAAAUACUGCCGUGGCCCAAGACAGGAACUCGUCAGGGGCUCAUGCACCGAUUCAUCCUUUCCUUCCGCCGACUGCCCGAAACCAUGCGGAAACGGAACCCCGGGGGAUAUCGUCUCCUGCUCCAACGUCACCAAUACCGACACUGCCUUCUGCUGCCCAGAAGACGCCGGCUGUUGCGACAGUGGGAACGGCCAGUUUGACGUCUUUCCCUCGCGGCCAAAAGUCUGGGCGGAGUGGUCAAAGUCUUCGAAGAAAUUCGUCGUUUUGGAUGCCCUUGCCACAUCAACGACAAGCAGGUCUUCGUCAACGCGGGUUUCGACAUCGACAACACCAAUCGAGACAGUCUCGGACACAAAGACAGACUCUACAUCAAACCGGGAAACUGCCUCCCCAUCCCCAUCUUCAACGCCCGACUUUUCCGUCCCACCCGAAUCCAACACCUCGCCUUUACCAGUCCCGCCAGCAUCAGAAGGUCUCACCACCGGCGCCAAAGCCGGUAUUGCUGUUGGAGCUGUGGCCGGUACGAUACUGCUCAUCGCGGUGGUGUUUAUGGCUUACAAGCUCAAAAAGUACAAGCAAGGGCAGGGUGGCAGUUAUGAGCAUCACACACCGCAGAGCAACUGGAGCACUGCUGUCACCGAGGCAAACGGCAACAACGGUACCGGAUACGUCUACGGGACUGCGCCAAAGGAGCUGCCUUCUGCGUGGGAGAGGCCGGUGAAUGCACAGGAGAUGGACGACGGUACGAAUCAGAGGUACAACAACCGACCGGCGGAGAUGGACGGGCAGGGGUACAGGUAA
This is a messenger RNA of Podospora pseudocomata, 993 nucleotides long. RefSeq lists its product as uncharacterized. Lineage: Eukaryota; Fungi; Ascomycota; Sordariomycetes; Sordariales; Podosporaceae. The transcript has a single exon. The record is from RefSeq and is a predicted model, not a curated record. The coding region runs from base 1 to 993 and encodes 330 amino acids.